AUGGAUGUGCCCGACAUUACCCCCUCGCUGGAGAAGCUCAACGUCGACCUCGACCAGCUAGAAGCCGCUCUGAAGCCUGUUCUCGGUGAUGUCGGUGAUGUAUCUUCGAAAUUGCCUUUGUUGGACAAGGCCAAGCUCUACGUUAUGGUGACUUAUGCCAUCGAAUCGAUCCUAUUUUCCUCACUACGUCUGAACGGUGUUGAUGCCAAGGAGCAUGCCAUUUUCACAGAGUUGACUCGCGUCAGGCAGUAUUUUGAAAAGAUCCAGAAUAUCGAGAACCCGCCCCAGGAGCGUGAGCAGACGGUCAACAAGGAGGCCGCUGCCCGCUUCAUCAGAUCUGACUUGGCCGAUGAUGAGGCUAUCAAGCAAAAGCUGACGGAGCUGAUUGCCAAAGAGAAGGCGAAGGCAGAGGCCAAGGAGGAGAAGAAGCGAGCAGCAGAUUCGAGCUCUGAGCCCACUGCCAAGCGCCCCAAGACCAAGGGCAACAAGAAAAAAACUGAGAAGUUAAUCGUCGAAGCCCCUAAAGAUGAAAUAUGCGGCUACAACCCUAACCCUCUGACGGGUGGUCACGCGCCCUAUAAGCCUCAACAACAUGAUGCUCUCUCGCCUUCGAUUGGCUUCCAGUUUAGCUUCAAGACCGCCCCAAAGGAACGGCAGAGGCCCCCCAAACUCACCCAAAAGAGAUCGUUGACAGGGGAAAACAGGGGUCCAAGCUCCGAGCUCUCGUCUCGGCUUUCAGGGCCUCGGCCGGCGCGGGAGGCGUGA
Molecule: messenger RNA, 765 nt
Organism: Neurospora crassa OR74A
Lineage: Eukaryota; Fungi; Ascomycota; Sordariomycetes; Sordariales; Sordariaceae
Exons: 4
Coding region: 1-765 (254 amino acids)
Biological process (GO): regulation of gene expression; maturation of 5.8S rRNA
Cellular component (GO): nucleolus; exosome (RNase complex)
Molecular function (GO): RNA binding; DNA binding
Source: RefSeq, a predicted model, not a curated record